This is a messenger RNA of Notechis scutatus (mainland tiger snake), 7394 nucleotides long. Lineage: Eukaryota; Metazoa; Chordata; Lepidosauria; Squamata; Elapidae. The record is from RefSeq and is a predicted model, not a curated record.
CUCCAGAACAAGUCCAUGGAGAGCCAGAAAGCUCCUGUAGAGUUGAAGGAGGCCCCCCCAGCUCACCACCCUCCUCUGCAGCCCUUUGCAGCCGUGCCCCUCCCCGACGUCCACUCUCUCCAGCCAAAGCAAAUCCAACUCCCACCCAACCCUAAAGUAAGCUGCUGUUCUCAUGGCUCUGAUUCCUCCCCUCGGGUCCCUCAGUUGCACUUUGGUGGUGGCGGCAGCGGCAACCUCGGUGGUGGCGGCAACGGCGGCGGCGGUGGCGGCUUGAUUCACCCGGGGGCGGUCUUAAACGCUCCCGGCACUGGGACGAUCCCCUGGAAGAUAGGGUCAGAGUUGGCUUGUCCGUCCUCUUCUCCGCUCAAGAACGGCCCGGCGAGGAGCACCAUGGCCGGCGUGUGCCGGGAGAACCCCGUCCCUUCCUGCCCUCACUUUGCCUGCUGCGGGAAACUCCACUUCCAAGCCUGUCACGGUAACCUGCACAAACUGCAUCCGUUUCCCCCGCAUCCGGGCUGCACGACUCCGGGCUAUUUCUCCUGUCCUGAAUUCAGUGGGGCGGCGGGACUCUCGGAGGAGCACCUGGCCCAGUCGGAGCGCAUGCCUUGCGUUUGCACCAACUCGCUGCACCUAAAGGUUUCACCUCCCCUUUGCUUGAAGGGCUCUCACCACUGCGCGGAGUGUCUGAGCAAGUCAUCCCAAGAAAAUUUAGUAGAAGCAGCCAAAAUGUGGCCGGAUAUUCCUCCUCCAAACGCCCAGGUGGCGCCCCUUUCUCUCCCACUGUGUAACGGCUGUGGAACCAAAGGAACAAGGAAAGAGAAGAGCCGCCUCUUGGCCAGCAGCUUUGGCCAGCUGACCCCGAAACACGGCUCUCCAGAAAUUGCCAUUUCGAACCAGUUACUGGAAAACCUGCCUCCCAUUGGGGUCUUCUGGGAUAUCGAGAAUUGUUCCGUGCCAUCUGGUCGUUCCGCCGUGACGGUGGUCCAGCGCAUCCGGGAAAAGUUUUUUAAAGGCCACCGGGAGGCCGAGUUCAUCUGCGUGUGUGACAUUAGCAAGGAAAACAAGGAAGUGAUUGAAGAGCUGAACAAUUGCCAGGUAAGCACNGUGCACAUCAAUGCCACAGCCAAGAAUGCUGCAGACGACAAACUCCGGCAAAGCCUUAGGAGAUUUGCAGAUACCCAUGCUGCACCAGCCACCGUGGUGCUUGUCUCAACUGAUGUCAAUUUUGCACUGGAACUCAGCGACUUGAGGCAUCGCCAUGGUUUCCACAUCAUCUUGGUUCAUAAAAACAAAGCUUCCGAAGCACUCUUGCACCACGCCCACGAGCUCAUCCGAUUUGAAGAAUUUAUUUCAGAUUUGCCUCCAAGAUUACCCUUAAAGAAAACAGUGUGUCAUACUCUGUUAUAUGUUUACAACCUGCCCACCAACCGAGAUAGCAAAAGCAUCUGCCUGAGGCUUCGGCGUCUGUCGGACAAUUGUGGCGGGAAAGUCCUGACAGUCUCUGGCAGCAGUGCGACCCUCCGUUUCCUCAGCCAAGACAGCGCCGAGCGAGCCCAGAAGCGGAUGGAGAACGAAGAUGUCUUCGGCAACAGGAUCACCGUCUCCUUCACCCCCAAAAACCGAGAACUGGCAGAAACCAAGAACGCAGGCUCUUUCAUGGCAGAGAAAGCCAAGUCUCCCAAGAAAGCCAACCGAAACGCGAAGCUGUGCCUCAUGAGCAGAACAGCCAAUGACACGUCUUCCACCACCAAGGCGGCGGGCUCAAAAGGCCCUCAAGGACACGGGCCCGUUCCCAAAAACACUGCUGUUAAAAGCUUACAGGAACUGUGUCGCCUCGAAUCCAAAACGGGAAGAAGCUCUGAACGUCGCCAGGACCAGCUAAAAGAGGGAGCUCCUCCAUCGCACAGCACUUCUGCCACAGCAAGCUCCACACCUCCCCAAGCCGCCAAGAAGGCAGGAGCGGGAGAACCCGCUCACAAUAAAAACAACCAAAAGAAAGAGACGAUGGCAGCCAGAAGCAGGAACGGUUCCCCAGUGGACAAGAAGGAGAAGGAGAACGCCUUCCAAGUCAGCCUCCCUUCAGCUUUCAACCUGCUGACGGCCUCCAGGCAGCACAGUCCCAUUCUGAUCUUUCAGAGUUGUUGGUCAUCCAGGAGCGUGUCUCCAAACGUUUCGAACAGGUCUUCUCCGCUCACUUUGAACGCCACAAGCUCUUCCAGCCGUACAGACUGCCCAGAUCCAUUUGCAAAUGGAGUAGACAUUCAGAUUAGCAAUCUGGAUUACCGACUUUCCCGAAAAGAGCUGCAACAAACUUUGCAGGAUACCUUCACUAAGCAUGGCGAGGUAAACAUCGAGGCUGCUUUACAGUGUAUGGAGAACCUUCAAGAGGCCAUCACUGCUGUCAACAGUUUGCACAGAUACAAAAUUGGUAACAAGAGGAUCCAGGUCUCCUUAGCCACAGGAGCGGCCAGCAAAUGUCUGCCACUGAUUAGUUCAGAAGCAAUAUCGAUUCUUCAGGACGCCCCAGCCUGCUGCCUCCCCCUUUCCAAAUUCACUGAAAUUUACGAGAAAAAGUUCGGACACAAGCUGAAUGCAUCGGACUUGCACAAGUUAACGGACAUCCUAGCGAUCCGCGAUCAAGGCAACGGUUGGCAGGUUUGCCUCUUACCCAGCAGCCAAGCGAGGCAGAGCCCGUUGGGGUCCUCGCAGUCUCACGAGGGCUCGUCCGCGAACUGCAGCCCCAACGGCUUCCAAGACUGUUAUGCUUCAGAAUUCAACAGUCUAGAAAUGGUUCCAGAAGGCCACGGAGGCGUCCCUCUGGAGCACCUUAUCUCCUGCGUUCCUGGUGUUAAUAUUGCUACGGCACAAAACGGCAUCAAAGUGGUAAAAUGGAUACAUAAUAAACCGCCACCUCCCACCACAGAGCCUUGGCUGCUCCGUUCAAAGAGCCCCGUGGGCAACCCACAACUCAUCCAGUUCAGUAGAGAUGUGAUUGAUCUCCUUAAAAACCAGCCCUCCUGUAUUAUGUCCGUCAGCAAGUUCAUCCCCAUGUACCAUCACCAUUUUGCCAAGCAAUGCCGCGUGUCUGAUUAUGGGUAUUCCAAGUUGAUAGAGCUGCUGGAAUCCGUGCCUCACGUCCUGCAGAUUCUCGGGAUAGGAACCAGGCGUUUGUUAACCUUAACGCACAGGGCUCAAGUCAAGCGAUUCACUCAAGACUUACUGAAGCUUGUGAAGUCCCAGGCCAGUAAGCAAGUUGUAGUCAAAGAAUUCUUACAUGCUUAUCACUGGUGUUUCUCGAAAGACUGGGACGUCACAGAAUACGGAGUGUGUGAAUUGGUGGAUCUGAUAUCCGAAAUUCCCAACACAACCAUUUCUUUGUCUCAGCAAGAUAAUGAAAUGGUCAUUUGUAUCCCGAAGAGAGAACGUACCAAGGAAGAAAUUGAAAGGACAAAGCAGUUCUGCAAAGAGGUGAUCGAUCUGCUGCGCCACCAGCCCUAUUUCCGCAUGCCAUUCAACAAAUUCAUCCCUUCCUACCACCAUCACUUUGGGCGCCAGUGCAAACUGGCUCAUUAUGGAUUUACCAAACUCCUUGAACUUUUUGAAGCCAUACCUGACGUCUUACAGGUCCUGGAAUGCGGCGAGGAGAAAAUCCUGACACUAACCGAGACAGAACAAGUCAAAGCUUUAGCUGCCCAGUUUGUGAAGCUGCUCCGUUCCCAGAAGGAUAAAUGCCUCCUGAUGGCAGACGUCCUUGCCGAAUACGCUAAAACGUUUGGCUACCCAUUGCGUCUCCAGGACUACGAUGUUGGCUCCGUUCCAGCUUUGAUGCAGAAACUUUGCCAUGUCAUCAAGGUGGUCAAUACAGACUCUGGGAAACAGCUACAGCUGAUCAAUAAAAAACCCCUCCGGACUCUGACUUCACACCUUCUGGUGCUCCUCAUGACGCUGGACGAAGCCACCGUGGUUUCUGUGAAGGAGCUUAAAAGGCGUUACGAGGUUGUCCAGGGGACUGUCCUGAACCCAUGUGAAUACGGCUUCAUGACCUUUAUCGAGCUUUUGAUGAGCGUGCCUUAUUUUAUCGAGGUUUUUAUUGAUGGUGAUGCAGAAUAUGUGAAGCUUACAGACCUGUAUAUUUUUGCCAAGAAAGUGAGGUUGCUGCUUCAUACCUACCAUUACCAGCAGAUCUUCCUCCACGAGUUCCCAUCAGCCUAUAGCAAAUACACAGGAGAAGCCCUUCAACCCGAUACCUACGGCUUCAAUAACCUUGAGGAGCUUCUGGGGGCAAUUCCAUCGGUAGUAUGGAUAAAAGGCCACGGCCAUAAGAAGAUUGUUGUUCUGAAGAACGACAUGAAAACUCGUUUUAGCUCUCCCAGUCUUCCCCUGGCUGACGAAAGUUACGAGAAUGAACUUGCCGAUGGAGAUGGACAAUCCACGCAGGCAGCAGGAGCGGACAAAUCCUUAGAUUUAAUCCUGGAGGCACCCAACCUUGUCUCCCAUCAAACCGAGGAAGAGCUGCUGUGCCUCCCCAAGGUAUCCCCCGUCGAUCUUUUAUGCGAGCCGGUCCCUUCCUGCCUUCCCUCCCCGCAGCUGAGACCAGAUCCAGUGGUUCUUGAAUCAACCGAUCUCAUCCGUUUCGAAGAGCAUUCACCAAUCCCUUCUGAGAUGGCGAUGGGUCCUGAAGAGGAGAAGGCUGCUGGUCCUUCAGAAGCUAACAAAGAAAUCGGUCACUUUUCCGAAGCAUCUAAAGCGACCCAAAACAACUCGGCACUUCCCUGUUCCUCAUCUGAACAGCCGGCAUGCCGAAAAGCCAUGGACAGUCCAGCUCGAAAGCAGCCGAAGAGCCGCGUGAAAUUGGCAGCCAACUUCUCCUUUGCACCCGUAACCAAGCUUUAAAUCUCGUACCCGGUGUGAAAAGGCCUCGUAUCGUUAAGACUGCACAGGAAAUAAAGUCGGCUAUAUAUUUUUUUUUUAUUACUUUUAAUCACUGUCUGGAGGGAGUGUAGCCACCGACCUGUUUUCUUUUGUCACUCUGACUGCCUUCUGUGCAAGUACGUUGCACACCCUUAACCGAAGUUAAGCGGGGCAGUUUCCUUUUUAUUACUAUUACUAGAAUCUCAAAAUAUUUGUUAAGAGCGAUCUAACAUUUUACCCUUUUUUUUAUUCUGUCCCAUGUCGACAAAAGCAAAUGCAAGCACCCUUGGCAGAGAACGGAUUUUUUUAAAAGUCACCCGAUACCCAAACAAGAUGUCAUACCUACACAUCACGCCUAAAUCUCUCGGGGCUUUCUACUUUUGCGAUUGUUUGUUAUCGGGGAAAUAACAACGCAGUGCAUAAUUUGUUGUGCAAAAUGUGCCUCCCGAGAGGAAUUUUAAAACAGUCACUUAGGUGGGAAUAGGCGGUGGGGGUCUUUAGCUUCGUCAGGGCAAAACUUGGGAACUGGGUUUCGUUUUCUUUUUUUUUUCCCGAUGACUUGUAAAUUAACUAAAAAAAAAACCAACAAACUCCGAGAAGUCGGUCGAUUUGGUACCAAAAAAAAAAAAACACCCUUCUUUUUUUAAAAAGGCCUUCUUCUGUGAUAGUUCAGUUCCGUCGAAGAAACUUGCAGGAAAUGGUUUUUAAGCUUCCUUUUUUAUAAGCGCUGCCGGUGGAUGCCGAUUUGAGAUGAAGUGUGAGGGUGGGGGGGGCAGGAAACCAUUUCGGUGCCGUGCGUUUUGAAGGCACCGUGAGAAGCCUCGGGUUGCAGCCGCUCCCUCGAAGGGGACGAGGGACGGACGGGGACCGUUGAGAUUUCAAGAAAGUAAAAUAUGCAUCCAGAUGCAUAAAUCAUGGGUCGCGGCGAGGCGACGGGAAGUUUUUAAGACGGAAAAGGCGAUGAUGCUUCCGCAGUGCCGAGAUGGGAGCAGGAGGUAGAAUGGCCAAGGUUAGGGGCCUAACCUUGUUUGCGAAACUUUUUAAACGUCUAAUAAACGGGAAGCUUAGUAUGAAUCGAGAAAGUGAUUUUUUUAAAACUCUUGUCUGGUUGUUAUUCCUCCUAAGUGCUGAAAAGCUGCUCUUGUGUGUCGUGGUCUUUUUUUUUCUUUUUUUUUUGUGCUUCCAGUUCUUAUUGGGGUAUUUUUUUGUGUGUGUGUGCGGUUGUGAUUGUUGUAGUUGUUGGCUUUUAGAUGGGCAAGCCUUCAAAGAAGAGAUUGAGUCAGUGGGAUCCUUUUGCCUUCUUUUUUAGAGAGAGAAAGAAAGACCUUAAAAACGUCUUCCAAAGGUUUAUUAUACCCCUGCCCGGGUAAACUUGGCACUUACAAUGGGUUGUAUUUGCCAGGAGUGGAAAUUUUUUUACUGCUUGUCAAAAGGAGAAGAACCUAUUACGAGGUUUCCACUGACCGAACGCGGAAAAUAUAUAUUUUGUAACUAUUAUAUUUUAUAAUGGACAAGGUUGGGGGAUUAAAAAGGCUUGGGAUUUCAUAGCCAGCAACUAAACGGGGGAAAAAUACCACCAGAUGGCUAUAGGUACUUUUAAAAAGAAAAAUAAUGGAUUUUGUUUAAAAGAGGAUUUUUAAACAAAGCCACACAUUGAACCUUUCUGAAUUAUAUAGCCAUUACGAACGCAAAGAAACACUGGAAGUUUUUUGUAUUGAGAUUGAGAUUACGGCACUGUUGGAUAGCUUUACAAUUCCUCUAGAGAGAUCUAGAGUUUAUAGGAACAGAUUGUUCGAUAUAUAUUUUUUUCCUUUCUCUCUAGCGGUUCCGAGUAUUUGUGAGACCAUCUGUCUGUUUAUCUAUAACCUGCAUAAAACAAAGGCCUCGUCACUCGAUUGUGGGUCGUGCUUAACAGAACCGGUUGCGGUUCUGAGCAAGUCAUCUUUAAAAAAAAAAAAAAGUGAGACCCAAGUUUUUUGGGGGGUGGAAAAAAAAAUAAAGAAAUCAAAAGUCCAGUAGUGUUCUUUAUUUGAAAUACAGAUGUGGCCAGGUGAUCCAUAGAGAAUAAUCCCAUCGUGCAUGAAUCCAUGUGGCAUUUGGAAUUAAAUCGCUGUUUGAAAGUUACACGGUGCUGUUUUCAGAUAAAUUUGAGGGUGUUUUGUUUUUUUUUGUUUCUCCCGUAGCACAAGAUUAUUUAAUGAAGGGUUUUUUUAAAAGAAAAAGGCUUGGAAAAAAUAAUGUAACUUGACUGAUUGGAACAUGAAUUAAGGUGAUGAAAUUCUUUAACUGACACUUUGGACAUUUUGAUUUCUUUACUGUUCUGAAACAAAACAGAUCAAGGCAACUAUGCACUCUGGGUGGGUGGAAGAUGAACAAUACAGCAAAUAAACUUGUCUUAAUUUGUUCGGGCACUUUUGUGGGUCAAGUGGUAUUUUGUGUGUUUGGGACCAAGCAGUUGUCAAUAAAAAUUUCAAGCAAGCAAA